Molecule: messenger RNA, 538 nt
Organism: Pseudocercospora fijiensis CIRAD86
Lineage: Eukaryota; Fungi; Ascomycota; Dothideomycetes; Mycosphaerellales; Mycosphaerellaceae
Exons: 2
Coding region: 74-349 (91 amino acids)
Source: RefSeq, a predicted model, not a curated record
CAACACUCGACACACGCAGAACCCGAGUACCUACCACAAGUACCUCAAAACUCCCCCAACAAACUCCAACACAAUGUUCCGCCAACACCUCGCCCGCAACGUCCGCCUCUUCAGCACCUCGGUGCGCGUCCAGAAGGGUCCAGUCGAAGCUGCAAAAGACGGCUUGAAGACCGUCGACAAGAGCGUAUCGCAGACGAUUGUCAAGGGAAUUGAGAAGGGCGAGGAGGCCGCCGCAGCAGCAAAGAAGGCAGCAGGCGCCGGAGCAAAGGAGGCGGAGCGAAAGGCUGAGGAUGUGAAGGAUAAGGCUCAGGAUGUGGCCAAUGAUGCGAAGAAGUCGACCAAGUUGUAGGAAGGUAGAAGCAUGGUCAAGCAUGAGGGGCAUGAAUAUGAAAACAGGGAUCGGGAGAGGUGGGAUUGAUGUCCUCUGCUGCUGUUGCCGAGGAUCAUCAUGACCAUUGCGUAGAGAGAUCCUGAUAUACGAUGGCCUUGUGUAUUGUAGCAACAGCAUUGAUGAAAUGUGAUGCGUGGACGAUGUUGU